This is a messenger RNA of Habropoda laboriosa, 1116 nucleotides long. Its product is annotated as adenosine kinase-like. Gene Ontology annotation, biological process: purine ribonucleoside salvage. The record is from RefSeq and is a predicted model, not a curated record. Gene Ontology annotation, molecular function: adenosine kinase activity. NCBI's taxonomy places the organism in Eukaryota, Metazoa, Arthropoda, Insecta, Hymenoptera, Apidae. The transcript has 5 exons. Gene Ontology annotation, cellular component: cytosol; nucleus.
AUGGUUGAAAAAGUUCCAUUACGGAAAGCUAUUGAAAAGUUGAAGCUUCCUGCAAUUAUAGUUUUUGGUAAUCCCUUGGCGGAUUAUCAUGUACACACAGGAAAUAAAGAUUUGCUGGAAAAAUAUCUUGAAGUAGAUGGAGAAACAGAACUUCUAGAGGAGACAGUGCAUAAAUUGAUACUAGAUUUACCACUACAGUCAGAAUAUGGAUCAAGUGCUGAGGGAUUAGGACGAAAUUCAAUGCGAAUUUUACAAUGGCUUUGUGAUGAAACUUUUCAAAAGCAAUAUAGUGUUUAUUGUGGAAGAAUUGGUGAUGGAGCAUCAUUGUUGAGAUAUUCAAUUCGAGCAGCAGAUGUGGAUGACAGGUUUGCAUAUUCUCCAAAUAUUGACAUAUAAAUUACAGAGUACUGUAUAGUAUUGACAUAUAAAUCAUCUCGCAGCAUUGCGACAGAUAUAGGAGCUGGUGGUGUAUUUACUCUACAUGAUCUUAACAGAGCCCAGUUUCUAUUGCGUACGGCAAAAAUGAUUUAUAUUGAAAAGUAUUUUGUAACAUAUAGUUUUCCUGUUGUGCUAGAAAUUGCUAAACAGGUAGAAGAAAGAAGCAACAUAGUAGUUGUUAACCUUAGUGGAACAUAUAUAUUUAAUGAUGAUCAUCUAGAAAUGUGUAAAAUUGUUGGAUAUGCAAAUAUUGUAUUUGGUAAUGUAAGAGAAAUGGAAGCCUUGGCUCAGUCAUUAAAUGUUACAUAUGAUAAUGUAACAGAUAUACCAUUUUUACUGAAUGCUUUAACAAAUAUUACAGUCAGUGUUUCUAGUACACUCAAUGAAAAUUGGGUACAUCAUGGUAGAGUAUUUGUUAUGAGCCAAGGUGAAUCAGCUCCAGUAAUUGCUGUUUGGGGAAAAAAUCAAUCUGUUCAAGUACAGCCAAUUAAACCAACAGCUCCUGUUAUAGAUACAGCAGGUACUGAUGAUGCUUUGGUAGCUGGUUUUUUAGCAGGUGUUUUAGCUCAGUGGAGCCCAAAACAUUGUUUAGAAUAUGGUUGCAAAGUAGCAUCUUUUAUACUAACCAGACAUGGAGUUGGAUUACCAGAAAAUGUACCACCAGAUUUGUUAGAAUGA